Molecule: messenger RNA, 1986 nt
Organism: Apiotrichum porosum
Lineage: Eukaryota; Fungi; Basidiomycota; Tremellomycetes; Trichosporonales; Trichosporonaceae
Exons: 9
Coding region: 1-1986 (661 amino acids)
Biological process (GO): aromatic amino acid catabolic process; DNA-templated transcription; positive regulation of transcription by RNA polymerase II
Cellular component (GO): nucleus
Molecular function (GO): DNA-binding transcription factor activity, RNA polymerase II-specific; zinc ion binding; DNA binding
Source: RefSeq, a predicted model, not a curated record
AUGGACGACUCGAUAAUGUUGCAUGAUUACCCCGGGACCGACCCCUUUGGAACGACUGCGUCGCAGCAGGACCAGCACACUGUAGGGCCUCACUCUCACCACUCGACGGUGGCAGACCAAGCUCUCAUUUACUCGAGGCUUCACAACCCAAAAGACGCUCUGCGUAUUCUGGCCAAUGCUAGCAGCGUGCAUUCCAAACGCUCUCCCCGGGAACCGUCAAGGAAGGAGUGCGACUGGUGGUGGGACAAGUGGGCACCUGUCCAGCAGAACAAACUCAGCGUGGAGGAGGCCGAGGCUCUGUUUGCUUUCUUUGAACUGGAGAUGAGUCCUUUGUACCCCAUUCUUCCUGCUCAGACCUUUCGCGCCGACCGCCUGUCGUGGAUGAUCAAGACGGAAUCGAUUCUUCUUGGCGUCAUUAUCGCCAUUGCAUCACGCUACUCGCUCAUCUUGUACGAAGCUCGGGCAUCUCAGCUUCACCGCUCCAUAUCCGACUGGGUCCGCAAGCAGCUUCUUCGAACGCUGGAUGGUGUCUCCAACCUCCGGCAUGUGAGCACCAUUGAAGCCUUGUUGCUCAUGAGCGAAUGGCCGUUGGUCGCUCUAGAGUCCGGAGAAGAUGACGGCACACUUGACGAGGAGCCCGAGGCACUGAGAGCGAGUACUCGCUAUGACGCUUAUUCUUGGAACCAUAUUGGUUGGGCGGUUCGGAUGGCCCAAGAAAUGGGCUUCCACAAUGCCAUGACCAGUGUGAACGACGAUGGGCAGCGCAAGCCACCUUCGCCAGAGGGGAAUCGGAUGCUCCGGGCAUGGGCGUACGCGUACAACGCCGAUCGACACGUCUCGGUGCGCCUUGGUCGAAAUGCUGUUCUGCAGGGGCAAAUGUCAAUCCGCUGGUGGGAGAAGGUAACCGGUCUUGUUCCCCGCAACGCCGAGUUGAGUCAGGACGACAGCUGGAAGGACGACGUUAGAUCCAAGGCAUAUGUUGCCUGCUUGCUUGGGACAAUCCAGGAACAUCUCUGCUUGUGGGAGCCAUUCCUGCGUAGUCUAAGGAUCGAGGUGCAGACGAUCAGGCGAAACAUGUACCGUAUUCUCAGGCAGAACACUGUCGAGGCAGCACUGCUCCAAAUUGAAAUCGACUAUCUCGUCCUGUACGCAAAUGCCAUUGCUCUCCGCUCUCUGCAAGAGAAGAUUCGCAGAAGACGCCGGGCCAACGAUGAGUACUUUUAUUCGCUGCCAUCUCUCUUGAAUAUGAUAGAGGGGCCAUGGCUGCUGGAAGCGCUCAGUUCGGCCCGGUCUAUCUGUCUCCUCACCGCGACUGUGCUGGCUGAGAAUGAUCGCCUGCGGUACUGUCCAUCGAGACUCUCGCAGCGAAUCAUGUUUGCAGCAACAUUCCUGUACAAGGCUCUCGCCACGGGCGUUGUAGAGCACGGCCAGCAGACGGUCCUCGACACGCUGGACCGUGCGGCCAAGGCCAUGCUCGCCUCGUCACUAGAUGAUCAGCAUCUCGUCCGGAGCUUUGCCAACCUGCUCCUGCAACUUGGGGCCAAGUGGCGGUGUAACGACGUCCCCAGUGGUGGCACUGAGGCCCAUUCUGGCAGCGCGCCGCUUCCACAAGCAGCCCCUUCACAAGCUUCGACGUCAGUUAUGGGGCCCACCAAUACGAUACCAGAGGAAAUAGCGGCUCCACCUUUCGACUUUGCGGCGUUCACUUCCCCGACAGCCCCCACCAGCACUGUCCCCAACGGUGGAGCUGCUCCGGAGGCACCAGGACUCGGCUUCUUGAUCACGGGCCUGCCACGGCUAGACGACGUCGACUUGCAAUUUGGACUAGACCCAUCGGGCCAGAGCGUGUCCGUUGAUCGAGAGCAAGAGGCGCUCCUCCAGUCCCUAUGGCAUCCCAGCACGGCUCAGACAAGCACGUGGGACUUGGAUAACUCGUUGUCUGGUUUGUACGACACCCUCCUUGGCGACCCGUUUGCGACUUCAUAG